Sporothrix schenckii 1099-18 is the source of this 1476-nucleotide messenger RNA. Its product is annotated as alpha-N-arabinofuranosidase. Bases 1 to 1476 code for a protein of 491 amino acids. NCBI's taxonomy places the organism in Eukaryota, Fungi, Ascomycota, Sordariomycetes, Ophiostomatales, Ophiostomataceae. Gene Ontology annotation, biological process: polysaccharide catabolic process; L-arabinose metabolic process. Gene Ontology annotation, molecular function: alpha-L-arabinofuranosidase activity. The transcript has a single exon. The record is from RefSeq and is a predicted model, not a curated record.
AUGACCACGCUUAGCAUCACCACACAGCACACGAUUGCGCCCGUCGACCGCAAGAUCUUCUCGGGCUUUGUCGAGCACAUGGGACGAUGCGUCUACGGCGGGCUGGUGCCGGCGUCGUAUCCCGAGGCGUCCCAGACGGACGAAUGUGUCGACAUCUACCGUAAAGACGUGCUCGAGACGUUCCGCGACGAGCUCAAGCCGCCGCUGGUGCGGUACCCGGGCGGCAACUACUGCGCCAACUUCAACUGGCGCGACGGCGUGGGGCCUUUGGCGGAGCGCAAGAAGCGGCUGGACCUGGCGUGGCACAACACGGAGCCCAACACGUUUGGCACCAACGAGUUUGUCGCGUGGUGCCGGCUGACGGGCAGCGAGCCGUUCCUGUGCCUCAACAUGGGCACGGGCGACCUGCGCGAGGCGCUGGCGUGGAUCGAGUACUGCAACAGCGACGCGGACUCGUACUACGCCAACCUGCGGCGCAGCCACGGCAUCGAGAAGCCGCACGCCAUCAAGUACUGGUGCCUCGGCAACGAGGUGUACGGCGACUGGCAGGUCGCCCAGGUCGGCAAGGAGGCGUACGCGGCGCAGGCCGUGCAGUGGGCCAAGGCGAUCCGGUUCCUGGACCCGACGGUCAAGCUGGUGCUGUGCGGCCAGCACGGCUACAACGACUGGGACGAGUACGUGCUGCAGCAGUGCGUCGAGUGGGUCGACUACCACUCGAUCCACCUGUACACCGACCAGAAGACGCACGAGCAGGCCGUCUUUGGCCCGCGCAUUGCCGAGACCUGCAUCGCCUGGACGCAGGCCAUGAUUGACCGCGCCCGGCACGCCAAGCACGUGGCCAAGCCCGUCAAGAUCUGCUUCGACGAGUGGAACGUCUGGAACACGCAAGAGUACCCCGGCGACGAGGGCCACGAGAUGGUGUACAACGUGUCCGACAUGCUGGGCGUCGCCGUCUGGCUCCACGUCUUUGUGCGCCAUGCCGACAUUGUUGAAAUCGCCUGCAUCGCCCAGAGCGUCAACGUGCUGUCGCCCCUCCGCACCCAGGAGGGGCAGCUCGUCAAGCAGACCACCUGGUGGCCGUACGUGCUCAUGUCGCAGUAUUUGCGGGGCGGCCGCUCGGUGUCGUCCCACGUCAACAGCGCCGACGUCUGGUCCGGCGAGCGCACCGGCCAGCUCGCCCAGUUUGACGACAUGCUGCCCGAGCUAAAGUAUUUGGACAUGGCGGCGGUCGUCAGCGAGGACAAUGUUCUCACGCUCUCGGUGGUCAAUGCCAAGCUCGAGGAUGUCGCGGUCGACCUCAGUAUCGACGCGGACAUCAAGGCCGGCCUCGAAAAGAUUGUGGUCUCGGGCGAGCCGGGUGACGUCAACUCGUUUGAAGACAAGGACAAGAUCGUGCCUGUGCGCUCGUCACUGUCGACGGACAAGAAGGUCGUCUUCAAGCGGUGUUCUUACACGAUGCUGCGAUACCAGUUGUAG